GAGCCCUUGCCGGUGUCGCGUCCCCCCGCGCUCCCCGCGGCCUGCGCUGAGCUCGCCGGCUUCUGAACUGCGCUUGGGGACUUUGGAGGGGCCGAGCGUGGUCUGCGAACACCGGGAGCGUAACAGAACAGCACUUAAGCAACAUGCGGGGAAACCGCCGCUGCACCGGACAAGUUUUGGAUAACCGGAGUCGGGCUCCUUGGAGUCUGUCAUCUAUAACAGAUUUCUUCUGGUCCAUAGCAGAUUUUGUGGUUCUGUUUUUCCAGAGCAUUAUUCAACCCGAUUUGAGAAGAAGAGGUUAUACAUCUUCCUCCUAUUCAGGAUACAAUGACAGAAGAGGGCCUCCAGCAAAUCCUCGCCGUAGGAUGGGUCGAAUAAAUCACUGGGGUGGAGGCCCCAGUCCACCACCAAUGGCUGGGGGUGGAUGAGGAAGGUAAAUGCCUGCUGAAGAGGCAGGCACAAGUGUACACAUUUGCAAGAUGAAAGGAAGAAGAGUUUAGUGGUGGACCAAAUGAGUUUGAAUAUUGUGAAUGUGUACAUCUGACUGGAAACUGUUCUGUGAUAUAAGCAGAUUAAUGAAGUUGUACUGGGAACUCCUUCAAGGAUCCAGUGUAACUGAACCACAGUUUUAUUAAAUACGUGUUUACUGUCUAAAGUCUUUGUAUAGUUUCUGAAUAAGUAAUAAGUAAAUUAUAUUUGGCUUGUCACAA
Messenger RNA from Pipra filicauda (Wire-tailed manakin), 710 nucleotides. It is a transcript of the gene SELENOK, whose product is annotated as selenoprotein K. The record is from RefSeq and is a predicted model, not a curated record. Gene Ontology annotation, cellular component: Golgi apparatus; endoplasmic reticulum membrane. Lineage: Eukaryota; Metazoa; Chordata; Aves; Passeriformes; Pipridae. The transcript is spliced from 5 exons. Gene Ontology annotation, biological process: endoplasmic reticulum calcium ion homeostasis; calcium ion transport.